Penicillium digitatum Pd1 is the source of this 1662-nucleotide messenger RNA. RefSeq names its product CAF1 family ribonuclease. Lineage: Eukaryota; Fungi; Ascomycota; Eurotiomycetes; Eurotiales; Aspergillaceae. The record is from RefSeq and is a predicted model, not a curated record. Gene Ontology annotation, cellular component: cytoplasm. Gene Ontology annotation, biological process: nuclear-transcribed mRNA poly(A) tail shortening. Gene Ontology annotation, molecular function: RNA binding; poly(A)-specific ribonuclease activity.
AUGGAUGUCACGGCUGUCACCUUUCCCGAUUGCCUUCCCUCCAUUCUUAACGACAUCUCCACCAGCUGUUUCGUGGCCGUAGACUUCGAGCUGUCUGGUGUGGUCUUCAAACCAAAUACACCACAGUCUCGACCCCAGACUGUACAGGAACGAUAUGUGGAAGCCAAGGCAGCCGCCGAGCGGUACCAAAUUCUUCAAGUUGGGCUGACAACUUGUCAUGAAGACAAGGAAAACGCCACCUACACCCUGAAACCAUACAACAUAAAUCUCAGUCCAAUCGCCCAGCAUGAGAUGGAUGUGAAUCGGGACUGGACAUUCGGAAGCCGCUCAAUGGAAUUCUUGCUCGCGAACCACUUCAGCAUUGACCAUAUGUGCACGUUCGGCGUUCGAUACCUGUCCCGAGAGGACGAAAAACUGGCAAUCAGAAGAGCUACGGAGAAAUAUCACUCGCGGAAUGCUGUCCAAGUUGCAGACAUUAAAAAAGAUGACCAUGAAUCUCUGGAGUUCCUUGAAGCUGUUCGGGUCAGGGUCAAUGAGUGGCUGGAACAGGGCGAGAAACGCCGUGAGUGGCUCAACAUCCCACCACCCAGUAGCAUGCAGCUUAUUCCGGGCUCCAUCCCGACCGGGCUGAGCAACAUGCAGAAAUGGCUGGUACACCACCUUAUCAGCGACGAAUACCCCAACCUAACGUCGCGGGGUGCGUCAACGUUCGUCCAGAUCGAAUUUCGGGAUCCGUGCAAUGAGCAGUAUACCUUUGAAACGAAACUGAAGGUCAAAAUGAAACGAGUCCGAAAACAGAUCGGGUUCCGCUGGAUCGCAGAGGCACUGGUGGGUGGAAGCCUGGAAGAACUUGAAACAGACGCUUUCCAUCCUUUGAUGAAGAUAAUCGAGCAGCCGACUUUUGGGGUUCAGCAGUUAUCAGACAAAGUGAAGAACCGGCUUCAGGAGAACAGACCGGUUCUAGUCGGCCACAACAUGUUCUGCGAUCUGCUUUUCUUCUACAGAUGCUUCCUGGGCCCACUGCCGAAUACCCUCGUCGAGUUCCAGACCGUCAUCCACGACCUGUUUCCUAUGCUAGCGGAUACCAAGUACAUGGCCACUCAUGACUGCGGCUCUCUAAACCCUAUGUCUUCACUCGAAGAACUAAACACGACCUUAGCUGGAAUAGGAAGCCCCAAGAUAGAGAUCGACCCCCGCUUUUCGAAGUAUAAGUUCCGUACGCGCACUCACGAAGCAGGAUAUGAUAGCAUGCUAGCUGCCAUGGCCUUCAUCAAACUGGCAGGCGAUAUACAGCGCAGCCCUUCACAGCCGGCGGUCAAACCCCGGCCACAGACAACCACUGCACCCAGUUUGGUUGCCGAAAUCAUGGCACAGCCUAGCAGUCUGCCUACUCCCAAAAGUGAAUUUAGCAACUUCUUUGAUGUUGAAACUGAGACCGUGCCAACAAUUCAACCAGCCCAGAUUGCUCAAGCUGGCACAUCCCUAGCUGACACUGGUUCUGGGCGUAUAGCUCGCCUGGUCAGCCAGGGUAAAUUGCUGCCGCGUCUCGAAGAUGCCUUCUGGAAUACCUACGGUAACAUCCUGCGGGUGUUCGGUACACAGGAGAGGAUGGUUCAACUGGGAAGGGUACCAAAGAAGGAAGAGCUGCUGGUGGAGAUCUGA